GGCACCUCCUCUGCCAGGCAGCACCCGGCGGGGCCAGGCGGCGCUUGCCGAGCCGGGAUCGGCGCCGGGGCGGCAGCCGCCAUGGAGCCCCCGAGGGACCAAGGGCUGCUGAGAAGUGACUCUAUACCUGAAGUUGGAGAGGAUGCUGCUGCUACGGUUGGUAUGGCAGAAACACUCUCAGAAGAACAACAGGAUGAGCUAAGGAAAGAGCUUGCUAAGGUGGAAGAGGAAAUCCAGACACUCUCACAAGUGCUAGCUGCCAAAGAGAAGCAUCUAGCCGAAAUCAAGAGAAAACUGGGAAUUAACUCAUUACAGGAAUUGAGACAGAACAUUACCAAAAGCUGGCAAGACGUUACAUCUACCACAGCAUACAAGAAAACAUCAGAAACCCUGUCUCAGGCUGGCCAGAAGGCUUCUGCUGCUUUUUCAUCUGUUGGUUCAGUCAUAACCAAGAAGUUUGAAGAUGUCAGAAACUCUCCUACUUUCAAAUCCUUUGAGGAAAAAGUUGAAAGUUUAAAGUCUAAAGUUGGAGGAAGCAAACCUGCUGGGGGAGAUUUUGGAGAAGUUCUCAACUCUGCUGCCAAUGCCAGUGCCACAGAAACUAUCGCAGAACAGACCCAGGAGGAAACCCACUGAGAUUCUUGCCUCUGUCCUGCCACCCACUGCCAGAUGCUGCAAGCAAAAACUAAGCACACUUGUAACAUUCUUUGUGCACCAGAUGUGCUUUUAUUUAGCACGUAGCUAUUUUACUAGAUUAACUGAUACCAAGCUUGUUUGUGGGUUCAAAAUAUUUUUGAAACUAAAAUACAUUGUUUGGGGUUUUGUGUGGGAAGGGGAAUUUUUAUGCCUUUCAAGCAUUUAAAGGACUUAUCUCUAAUUUGAAGGCAAGCUUGAAAAUAUAGCAAUGAAAAAAAAAUCUCUUGAAGUUAAUUAUACUGUACAUAUAUUGUGGAUACAUAAUUUCUUUUCAGUCUGUAACUACUGCUCUGCUUAAUCAUUAUAAAUCUGCUGCAGCUGCCAAACUGAAGCCUGUUACUUCACUCCUUGUGAUUAUUUCAAUGAAGCGCUGCCUGCGCAAGGCACUGGACUAGGAGCAUCACUCCCAGGUAAAGAAAGGAUUUCUGCUUCAGCAGACUUUAAACAAGUUGUUCACAGCAGGAUUACACAUGGGUAGGAACAUCCUGUCUUAAAGAGCAUGUCCCUCAUACAACACAGAGCAAUGCAGAAAAUGUUAAACUUACUGAUCUAGCCAUGGAUUAUCCACCUAUAGGAAACUGCUGACCAUUGCAAAUGGAAGCAAGACGGCUUGCUAGUUCUGGUUUGGUUCAGUUACAACACUUCUCAGUCUUGUGUUUUGUACAUGAUGUGAAUGUGGUAAGAGUCACUCUUCUGAAGUUUUGAUCAGUCAUGAAUAGAUUCAUCUUGAUUCACGCACAGUGGUGUCACACUAACAAAGCAUGGACUGCAAGAAUAAGCCUGAGCACAAAACUGGUUCUUUUUUUAGACAUCAAGAAAAUUAGGUCUCAAAUGCAAACGUUGCUUCCCUUGUAGGCUGACCAUCGAAAACAUCUGCUACACAGUCUUGCUUUAUUUAUGUGUUGAAGGCCUGUACCACUAGCACCUCUGUUUCUGCUUAAGACCCCAGAAACCUGUUUCCAGAGGUGCAGUGUCAUACCGCAGCAUAGCUCUGACAAGACCUGUCUUUCCACGUGUUGCUUCAUCUGCUGUACUCUUUAAAUUUCUUGUAUUUUGUAUGUUUCUGGCACAUGGUGUGGGUCUGGUUAGAACUUUGGCAAGUGUUUUUUAUCACCAUGCUUAGAACUGGAAACAAGUUUUGAAACAGUUGUGUGAAAUCCAUGGAACUUCAACUGCCACGGUCUGGAAGAGUUGGUUCCUGACAACCUUGUUUAGCAUGUAGUAUAUAUGCUUAAUUACUUGUGAGAAGCCUAAUAAAAACCUGUAUCUGAGGAA
Molecule: messenger RNA, 1971 nt
Organism: Colius striatus (speckled mousebird)
Lineage: Eukaryota; Metazoa; Chordata; Aves; Coliiformes; Coliidae
Gene: TPD52
Product: tumor protein D52
Exons: 6
Coding region: 82-636 (184 amino acids)
Biological process (GO): B cell differentiation
Cellular component (GO): mitochondrial small ribosomal subunit; cytoplasm
Source: RefSeq, a predicted model, not a curated record